GUCAACCGACAAGUCUAUUGAUGGUUUAUCGAUGACGGCGAUUCGCUAUUCAUAUUGGUCACCGUUAUUCGAGUAUAGUUUAAUCCAUUAAUGAGAAACUUGUUUCAUGGAGUAGGUCUUGUUAAUGAUAGUAUGUGUAGGUUCUUGAAUAUUAAACACUUUAUAUAAAGUGUCGUGUUUUUUUUAAAGGUGUAGUUUUGAAAAUCAAUGCGUGUUAUGAAACAAUAAUGCUAUACUAUAGUUUACUUAAGUUAAAAACUGCAAAGUGUGGAUGUAUAUGUUUGUUCAUUUAAUUAACAUUAUCAACAAACUAGUCAACUAAACAUAAAUCAAAAUGAAUCCCCGACAGAAAGAAGUGUUUCAGACCCAUCGGAACUUUAUAAUUAAGAACAUCAUAUGGACAGAAGAUUUUGCUGGUUUGUUAAAAACUCAAGGUCUAGUGACUGACUCUAUCCUGAAUGAUAUUAGGAAACAUGAAAAUAGAGAUGAAAGAAUUAAAGUUCUACUGGAUAGAUUAACAAUGAAGGCUGGUCAAGCUUAUCAUAAAUUUUGUAAUGUUUUACAAGUGACGGGUCACUACUUUUUGGCCGAUUUUUUACGUGACGAAGAAAACAGCGAUCCACCUAAUGUUAAAGACAUGUUGAAGAAACUCCCAUUUCUAGCGAAAACUCUGAAAGACAGCGAGAGGAAAAUGGUGGAAUCUUACGUCAUAGAAAAAAUGCAAACAGAAACAUUAAAAUUUGUUUGGAAAAAAGACGCUAAGGAUAAAGACAAAGCACUGGAUGCCAAGUUAAAACAAUUAGAAACGGAGGUACUGAUGAAGGAAAAGGGUAAGAUGGCAAAUGAGCAGAUUUCAGAUCUCAAAGGGACACUAAUGACAGCAACUGAAGAAUGUGCCGUCCUUAAAGCGCAGAUAAACGCUUUAAAAGCAGAGAUAUCUGCUCUGCGCACUCAGCACCAAGAAGAUUUAAGUAAGCAGGUUAAAUUCAGUAUGGCUAAUGAAAAUUCUCUCAAAAGGGUCACUGAGAAGUUAGAAGAAUCUGAAAAAGCUUUAAACAAAAUCAGGAUUCUGGUCAGGGAUACUGCAUCAACUCGGGAUCAAAAAUCGGAAAAGACAACCACAAUGCCUGAAAAUAACGUAUCUUAUCUCAUGGACGAUUUAAACUUUCUCUUAUCGGAGUUCAAAUCUUUAUGCAUCACAGAAAGAAAGUACGAAGAUUUAGUACAAGAACGUGACUGGGUAUUGGAGCAGAUGGGCUUUACAGUAACCGAGGACGGCUCACCAAACCUAACCAAAGCUUAUAAAGAAUUCGCUAAUCAGCAUGAGCGCAAUAUUGAAGAUUUGAGAAAAGAGAUUGAUAAAUAUGACGAGAUGCUCCGAGUGCAGACGGACAAAAUGUCUUUCAUUGAAAACGUCAAGGAUGAAAACGAACGGAAAACGGCGAACAGUACCGCCAUUUGGCAAGCCGCUAUUAUGUCGGUGAUGAGACGUCAGCUUCAAGACACCAAGGCCAGCAAUAGAAAGAAGGAUUCAAAUAUUUUAUUUCUGGAAGAAGAAAUCAGGAAGUUAAAAGAUAAAUUAUCGCGAUACGAAAAUUUACUAGAAGAACAAAAAGAAAACAAUCGCAGAAAUCUUAUGAAUUUAUCUGUCGGCGAAGAUCUAGAAAACUUACGCCGACCCAUCCCCAAAGAUCCCCAAGAAAAACUUUACGUGAAAUCUUUGGACAGUGUGAAUGGUGGGGAUGCAUCCGGUGAAAGUAUAAUUAGUGUUAAAUCGGAAACUCCUCGGCCAAAGGUGAACGCUCUUCCACCAUUGAAAUAUGCUGUUCAGAAAAUGAACCCCGGCGCCACUGUUCCGCGAAUCCUAAAAGUCAGACCUCAAGCCUCUAUACCACGAAGAUAUGAAUCCCGAGCGUUUGGUGGAGUUCCCGAAGGUCUCUUUACCUCCCAACUAACUCUAGAAAAUAGACGAAAUAAUAACAGCGUCAACGGGUUAAGUGAACUUAAAAAUGUGAAUAGGCAACGGGGUUCGGUUAAUGAAUUCCGAUGAAUGGCAGGAAAUCAGUAGAAGACGGAAUUAUAAAUGUAAACUAUACAGAUAUUAAGGAAAUAUCAUGGCUAUAGCCAUGAUCUCACUGCUACUCUUUUCUGAACCUCGGAUUUGUUUCGAGCAUACUUUAAACAAUACAACAGUCUUAUAUUUUUCAGAUUAUCAAUAAAAUGGCGGGAACUCUAUUAUCGCGAAGAAUAUUUGACUAUUGAUUUUGCUGGUGGACAUUAGUUAUGGUUGCGUUAUAUCAGCAGAAAAAUUACUUCUCCGUGACAAUUUUAUGAGUGCUUUAUUUUUUCUUCUAUGCGAAAGUUAUGGGCCCAAACUGGGUCGACCUAUUUAAUUUUCACGCUUUUGAAAAUGUUAACCAUUAUACCCCCGCCCCACCCCACUAUUCCUGCAUUUGUUUCUGGUUUGGUGUCGUGGAAAUGUGACAUAAUUGUAUCUGACUGCCAUGGAUGUCGCGAAAUUCUUAUGUGACAAUUGUUACUUGUUGGAUAUCGUUGAAUUCGUGUGUACCAAUUGUUACUGAUUGGAUGUAUUCUUAUGCGACACUUGUUAUUGCUUGUCGAGGAACUUUUGCGUGGCAGUUGUUACUCGUUGUAAUUCUUAUGGCACAGAUAUUCAAAGAAACUGCAUUUGAUAUUUAAUAAGCUUUAAUUGUGUUUAUAACUUACAUAGAUAAAUUACAAUACUGGUAUGUCUUUACAUAAUUUAUUUAUAUUUGAUAGGGAUGGGGAUAUUACAGGGACU
Molecule: messenger RNA, 2803 nt
Organism: Patella vulgata (common limpet)
Lineage: Eukaryota; Metazoa; Mollusca; Gastropoda; Patellidae
Exons: 4
Coding region: 335-2050 (571 amino acids)
Biological process (GO): regulation of apoptotic process
Source: RefSeq, a predicted model, not a curated record